AUGGACGACAGGACGGGCUUUCGUUCGCUCCCAACAGAGCUCCGCACACGGAUUCUCGAGCACACACACCUGGGGCCACCAGAGACCGGCGGCUAUCGUGUCGACGAACAAUACACAUACCGCGAGGCAGUGGAUGUAUUCUACUCCAACACCCGCUUUGACUUCUUCCAGGAUGACCUGGGAGCGACAUUAUCUUUCCUUCGAGACGUGAUCCCACGCGCAGGUCUAUCACGACUUCGGCAUCUCGAGUUCACCAUGACCGAAGCGCAGUGCGCGUGUUGGGCCAGCGGCGCCAUCGCCAGCGGCUUUCCGGCCGAGAUGCUCGAGAGAAAUGUCGCGCCAAUGUACUGGGGCGGUGGCUCACCGCCUACUUUUGAUUACAAGGCUGACUGGAGAGCGGUCCUGGCCUUUAUUGCGUCGUACGCGGACCUCCCUCGCCUCAACAUCACCGUGGAAAUGAGCCAGUGCUGUUGGCCAUUUGUCGAGUGCAGCCUACCCCGGCACGAGACUGUCGACCUGUCGAUGAUUCGAUUCAUUUAUGAUUUUUAUGUUGACGUGGCGACUGCAAUGUGCUCGCUGAAGGGACUGGGGUCGGCAACGUUUGAGCUCUCUACAUUCGGACAGCCGCUGAAGCCUUGGUUGGAACGAGAGGUGUUGGGAUAUAGCAAGGAACCAAUAUUCGAGACGGAUCAAGCAGAACCGUCUUGGGAAGAUGAUCUCUGGCACCCUCGCUUUUUCAAGGUUAUUCCACCUUGGCAUGAUAUGAGCCGAAAGCUGGAGGGAUCAAACUACCAGCCAGAUCAAUAA
This is a messenger RNA of Cryphonectria parasitica EP155, 807 nucleotides long. RefSeq lists its product as uncharacterized. The record is from RefSeq and is a predicted model, not a curated record. Bases 1 to 807 code for a protein of 268 amino acids. The transcript has 2 exons. NCBI's taxonomy places the organism in Eukaryota, Fungi, Ascomycota, Sordariomycetes, Diaporthales, Cryphonectriaceae.